Messenger RNA from Sinocyclocheilus grahami, 1498 nucleotides. RefSeq names its product phosphatidylinositol-4,5-bisphosphate 4-phosphatase 1b (gene pip4p1b). The transcript is spliced from 10 exons. Gene Ontology annotation, molecular function: phosphatidylinositol-4,5-bisphosphate 4-phosphatase activity. The record is from RefSeq and is a predicted model, not a curated record. Gene Ontology annotation, biological process: phosphatidylinositol dephosphorylation. Lineage: Eukaryota; Metazoa; Chordata; Actinopteri; Cypriniformes; Cyprinidae. Bases 55 to 1320 code for a protein of 421 amino acids. Gene Ontology annotation, cellular component: late endosome membrane; lysosomal membrane; plasma membrane.
AAGACACGUGACUCGUCCUUUUAUGACGUCAUCGGGAAGACCGCAGAUGGAAAGAUGGCUGCGUUUCGCUGUCGGCGAGACCCGUGCGGCUUUAUCUGUCUCAUUUUAACUUAUUUCAGCGUCUUUUACGCCGACUAUGUUGUGAUUCAGUAUGUCCUGCUCCCCGCGUAUUCUGGAAGUGUAUGGUGCAGUCUCCAUGGAGCUGUGUUUAAUAUUAUUUUAUUACUGUUGCUGGCGUGCCAUUCAAAAGCAGUGUUCUCUGAUCCUGAAAUUCAGUGUUGGAUUCCAUGUUUUCCAUUCGUCUCCACUAAAGCCAUGUGGUUUCUGUAUGACAUUGUAGGCAUGGCCAGCUUGUAUUCCAUGGCGCUGGUGGUGUCAGCAUGGGUGUGGAGAAUAAGGAGCGAAAGAGAGGGAGAUGAAGAUAAAGAAGGAGAAGAAGCUCCCAGCAAACAUCUCAUUGUGGCACAUUAUAUCAUUUUGCUGGUGGAGUCGAUACUUUUUGGAGUUUUUGUCUUGGUGAUAUUUUAUGACCAGCUAAAUGUGGUACAAGCAUCGUUUUCUUUUUCCUCUCUUUCUCUCUCUGCCGUCUCCUUGUAUCAUCUCUCCUGUUCUCUCUCCAUCCCAGAUUUCCCAGCGUUCCCGUCAGCUCCUCCCGCGUCGAUGCUGGGAGAGGCUCCUCCGCCGUACUCCCCGCUGGGCUCUCCGGAGAGCGGCAGUGCUCCUGUCAUCAGCUGCAGAGUAUGUCAGUCGCUUAUUAGUGUGGAGGGUAAAAUCCACCAGCAUGUGGUCAAAUGCGGCGUCUGCAACGAGGCUACACCCAUAAAGAAUGCUCCAGCAGGAAAGAAGUAUGUGAGGUGUCCGUGUAAUUGUCUUCUCAUCUGCAAAGUCACCUCGCAGAGGAUUGCCUGCCCUCGACCUUACUGUAAGCGAAUUAUCAAUUUAGGUCCAGUUCAUCCUGGUGCCGGUAGUCCGAAUCCUCAGCCUAGUGGUGCCAGAGUUUCCUGUGGCCACUGUGGAAACACUUUUCUGUGGACAGAAUUUACAGAUCGGACAUUGGCUCGCUGUCCACACUGCAGAAAAGUCUCAUCGAUUGGCCAGAGGUACCCUAGAAAGCGGAGUUUGAUAUGUUUCCUGCUGUGCUUGAUCUGCAUUAUAACGACUGCAGGAUUGAUUGCUGGCACGUGGUGGAAGGCACUGACAUAUAAGGGGAUUUAUGCCUCCUGGGUAUUUUUCAUUCUCCUGGUGCUGAUCACUUUGGUCCGAGCUUUACAUUGGGCCUGCAUGAAAAUCAGUGAACCGCUGCACAACUACUCAUCGUAGGAGGGAUGAAUGUGGAGGAGGAAGGGGUAGAAAUGAAGUGUAAGAGACGAGAAUAAAGAGAAAACGGAGCAAAAAGAUGUUAAUAAAGUGAUGCUCUGUCAGGAAAAUAUCCAAGUCAUAUUUCACACCAAAAUCAAUGCAAAAAAAAAAAAAGUUGAAUUUCCAAAAAAAAAAAAAA